Penicillium coprophilum is the source of this 1242-nucleotide messenger RNA. RefSeq lists its product as uncharacterized. Gene Ontology annotation, biological process: polyketide metabolic process. Bases 1 to 1242 code for a protein of 413 amino acids. The transcript has 3 exons. The record is from RefSeq and is a predicted model, not a curated record. NCBI's taxonomy places the organism in Eukaryota, Fungi, Ascomycota, Eurotiomycetes, Eurotiales, Aspergillaceae.
AUGUCCGAAUCAAGUCUUCAUUCCGCUCAAGUGGAAUUGGGUCCAUAUGUGACCAUUCAGCCUCCUCUUUCUCGCUGUGGACACGGCCCAGGACUAAUUCUCAUACGGCCUCUUUGUUACGCGACAUGCCAACAGCAAAACAAGACGCUUGAUCCGGAACCCCUCAAAAAAUGGGCCGAGGAAAGCUUUACAGUGGCGCAAAUUACCGUGGAUGAUAAUUCUGCCAUUGACAGAUCAACUCUACGGAAGCUCAUUCAAGACGCUGAGCGUGGCUUAUCAGAGAGGCUGGAGUGUGAUACGAAGGAAAAGAUUGGGUUGGUAGUUUAUGGAUCAAAGAAGGAUUAUAGUCCCGAAUUCGAAGACAGUCUGUAUGGUGCACUAGUUCAAGGCACGGCUCUGGUCGCCGCGGUCGUCUUCGACUCCUGGGACAUCCCCUUCCUCCAGUCAACUCUUUUCCAGCUGUCUAGUCCAUUGAAAGGCGAGAAGAGGGAAGUGCAAACUAUCCACGUAUACUCUGACGUAUCUUCCCCUAGCUUCAUGGUCCCAGGCCAUCCAGAUUUCAAGAUCUCGACAGCAGGAGUAGCUCAUACUCGAAAUGUCGGGUUUAUUAAAAAGCAUUUAGGGGGCCCAUACUUUGACCUCGAGAAAAUCUGGGACGAACACACCUAUUAUGAAUUUGAAGCACGCUCGGUUGAAAAUACAAUGGCAACGAUGGUCGCAGAGCCUUACGUGAACCAUGUGCCAACUUUAACAGGAGGCAUUGGACGAACUCGUUUGAGCCACUUUUAUCUCAAUCACUUCAUCUUCAACAACCCCGAAGAUACAUCAUUGGAGCUCAUUAGUCGGACAGUCGGGACCGACCGAAUCGUGGACGAGUUCAUAUUUGUCUUCACUCAUCUGAAGCAGAUGGACUGGUUGUGGGUUGUCCGGAUUCCCGGUAUCCCUCCUACAGGCAAGCACGUUCGCGUUCCAUUCACAUCUGUAGUCAACAUUCGAGGAGAUCGCUUGUUCCAUGAACACAUUGCAUGGGAUCAAGCAACAGUACUCGUGCAGCUGGGUUUGCUGCCCGAGUAUUUGCCUUUCCCAUAUGCACUGCCUGAUGGAACUGUGCCAGCGCAUGGGAAACGAUUUGAGUACCGUGUACCAGCAGCGGGUGCCGAGAGUGCCGCGAAACUCCAGAAUGAGCAUGAAGUGCCUUCUAAUCAGAUGUUCGAGUAUAAGAUUCGCGAGGUCGAUAACUGA